AUGGGGGAUCUCGACUUCGAUGAGGUGGAGAAGCUUCUGGAUAACCGGGAAUCAGGCCGCGAUAAAGACGAAGGCGCGUGCCGAGAGAACGACGACGCCUCUGGGAACAACGAGCGAGGCGAUAGGUCUGCGGCUUCUUCGAAGGUUGCGGCAGGCGCGCCGCCUCGCCGUGGUGGCCCUCGCGGAGGCGAUCGUAGUUCACGGUCUCGAUCCCCAGGUGCAGAGAGAAGCAAGGGCAAGAAUGGACAGGAGGACGGGCGGAUCUCAAGAGGGGGUGCCGGCUCGAAGAAGGGACCCGAUAGUAUGAUCAAGCGAGAGAAGGAAGGGGCAUACCACAGGGAGCGUCCAAGCGGGCCCGGCUACGGCAGAAGAGAUGAGUACGACGACCGAUGGAGGGGUAGACGCGGCGAUGAUCGCUACAGGGGUAGUGGACCGUCGCGACCCAUGCGCAGCAGAAGCAGAGAGAGGAGACGAUCGCGCAGCCCGUACGGGGGUCGCUCGGGAGGGGGUCGCGGCCGCAGCCCAAAUUCUCGUCGCGAUGAAGCCAUGUAUAUGAGGAUGCGGCGCGAACGGGAAGAAAUGAGGCGUGAACGGGAGGAGAUGCAGAAGAAACAGCGGGAGGACGAACAGAAGAAGAAAGAGGUUGAAGAGGCCCGCCGCGAUGACCUUACUGUGCUUGUACUGAAUCUGUGCUUGAAAGCAGAGGAAAAACACAUCUACGAAUUCUUCUCGACAAACGCAGGGAAGAUUCGGGACAUCCAGCUCAUCCGGGAUCAGCGCUCGGGUACAUCCAAAGGUGUUGCGUACGUCGAAUUCUACACCCAAGAAAGCGUGAUCAAAGCGAUGGCUUUGAACGGGAUUGCGUUCAAGGGUCAACCUCUUCGCGUACAGGCCUCAAUGGCAGAAAAAAAUCGUGCGGCUCGUGCCGCCAAGCAGCAGCAGGCAGGAGGAGCAGCUGAGUCGGCCGUCGUGAGCAUCCCGAUGCGAGUUUAUGUAGGCGGGCUCGUCGAUAACCUUGCGAAGCUAUCGGAAGAUGAACUGCGGAUGUUGUUCAGUCCCUUUGGGCGUAUCACCGAAAUCGAAGUACCUAAGGACGCCAAUACGGGAGGGCUACGUGGUUAUGCGUUUGUGACGUACGCGUCUGCUGCUGAUGCCCACGAAGCAAUGCAGCACAUGAACAACUUCGAAUUGCUCGGGCAGCAACUCAGAGUAGGCUAUGCGGCGGAUGGCGUCAGAGGUAGCGCAACCGAAGGAAUGCUCCAGCAGGCGGCAGCGGCAGCUGCACUCCAACAGCAACAGCAGUUGGUGCCGCCUCCUCAAGUCUCCCACGAAGCUGUCCUUGCGCAGCAGCUGGCAGCCCAAGCUGCUGCUGCGAAACAAGGUGUACAGCCUGUUGGGCUUCCUGAGGAGAAGAAAGAGACCAACGACAGAGACGAUGAUGAUGGUGUUUUGGACGACGAUGAUGGAGACAAGGGUCUCAUUCAUGGGAGGGAUCACAAGCAGGCGCUGAUGCAGAAGCUGCUCAACCGUGAUGCUGCCGCUUCUUCAAGCUCCGGGUCAGCUGCAACUCAAGCAGGGUUUCUCAGGGCGAGCAACGGGGCAUUGUUUGCCGACAGUACGACGGGCAGCUGCAAUGUCGUUCUGAACAAUAUGUUUUUCCCCAAAGAUGUCAACUUGAAAGACGACCCGCAUUUCUUCCUGGAUCUCGGAGAUGAUGUGCGCGAUGAGUGUGAGAAAUUCGGCUCCGUAGAGAAAGUGUGGAUUGACGAGCGGAAUGUCGACGGCAAAGUCUGGAUUAGGUUUGCGAAGCCGGACCAGGCUCGGGCUGCCUUCGGUGCUCUGAACGGAAGAUAUUUCGCAGGGAAGCCAAUCAGUGCGGAAUUCAUCAGUGAUUCGGUGUGGUCAAGUACCUGCUCGUAG
Messenger RNA from Besnoitia besnoiti, 1920 nucleotides. RefSeq names its product splicing factor, CC1 family protein. Gene Ontology annotation, cellular component: nucleus. The coding region runs from base 1 to 1920 and encodes 639 amino acids. NCBI's taxonomy places the organism in Eukaryota, Apicomplexa, Conoidasida, Eucoccidiorida, Sarcocystidae. Gene Ontology annotation, molecular function: RNA binding. The record is from RefSeq and is a predicted model, not a curated record. Gene Ontology annotation, biological process: mRNA processing. The transcript has 2 exons.